Messenger RNA from Guillardia theta CCMP2712, 438 nucleotides. RefSeq lists its product as hypothetical. The record is from RefSeq and is a predicted model, not a curated record. Bases 1 to 438 code for a protein of 145 amino acids. Lineage: Eukaryota; Cryptophyceae; Pyrenomonadales; Geminigeraceae. The transcript has a single exon.
AUGGUCACUUCUGAAGCUUCGCAAGAAGCGCUUAGUGUCCCUGAGUCUGCUCCUCCGCUCUCCUCUUCCUCCUCUUCGUCCUCUCCGCCUCCGACUAGCUCCCCGCUCAAGCAGCUCAAGCACACAUCUGUCAGGCCCUUCCCUCGUCUCGCGUCCAUCUCCAAGAGGACGAGGCCCUUUCCUCGCAAGCUCCUAGUGCUGGUGCAGGAAGAAAUCGAGCGCUUGCUCCUCCUACCCAGGUCCUCAGGUUCAGGCCAUGUGCUGCUGUUCUCUCAUCUGACUAACACGUCUUUCUACCUCGAUUGCUUCAUGGUAGCAUACGCGCGACAUCGGCUCAAGAUCGCGCGCAAGGCGAAGACGAUGUUGGUAGAGCCGCAGGCGCAUGGAGGGCUGAAAAUGCUGCAGGCUGGAGGCAAGAGGGAGGAGCACAUGGCGUGA